Ipomoea nil (Japanese morning glory) is the source of this 330-nucleotide messenger RNA. RefSeq names its product 60S acidic ribosomal protein P1-like. The transcript has 2 exons. Gene Ontology annotation, biological process: cytoplasmic translation. Gene Ontology annotation, molecular function: structural constituent of ribosome; protein kinase activator activity; ribonucleoprotein complex binding. The record is from RefSeq and is a predicted model, not a curated record. Bases 1 to 330 code for a protein of 109 amino acids. NCBI's taxonomy places the organism in Eukaryota, Viridiplantae, Streptophyta, Magnoliopsida, Solanales, Convolvulaceae. Gene Ontology annotation, cellular component: cytosolic large ribosomal subunit.
AUGAAAAAGACACAAAGAAUUGAUCUUUUCUUUAUAAAAGAAAGAAUUCUGAAAUUCAACAUCAAAUUGAAGAUCGAGAAUGUCGAUCGGAGAACUCGCAACGAUGGAAUCCCCGUUACUGCAAAGAAGAUUGCUGCACUUGUGAAGUCGUACUGGCCUAGCCUCUUCGCCAAGCUCUGUGAGAAGAGGAAUAUUGAGGAUCUCAUCAUGAACGUCGGCGCCGGUGGUGGAGGUGGCGCUGUUGCCGUUGCUACUCCAGCUGCCGAGGAAAAGAAAGAAGAAGCUAAGGAAGAGAGUGACGAUGACAUGGGAUUCAGGUUGUUCGAUUAG